GACAGCGGUGACAAACAUUAGCAAAACAACAUUGGUCCCGCCCCCCCAAAGGCUCUCCUUUUUUCUUUUUUCUAUUUAAACCCUGCCUUGCAGUGUUUUGUCCAGCAGGGGGCGGACUGGCCGUGAAACGGUGCUUUCGUGGCUGUAACGUGAUAUUACAAAAGCACGCCACUCGGCUCUUGUUGGUGGAAAUGUGUCUUUCUUCGCCAGGGGGAGCAGGACGCUUGCGCUCUCGAGGACUAUUGCCAAGAGCGAGGACCGACGGUGACGUUCAGUAACCUGCACUACUGCGUUCGGGAGAGCAGGCUCUGCCGAAAGAAAGGUCCGGAAAAGUCCAUCCUCAAAGAUGUCAGUGGCAUCAUGAGACCCGGGAUGAACGCCAUCAUGGGCGCCACAGGAAGUGGGAAAACAUCGCUACUGGAUGUCAUCGCGGGAAGAAAAGACCCCGCUGGACUUCGCCAAGGAAAAGUCCUGGUGGAUGGCAGGCCCGUGACCUCUGACCUCAGGCUUAGUUCUGCUUAUGUGGUCCAGGACGACAUCCUGAUGGGAACGCUGACAAUUCGGGAGAACCUUCUCUUCAGCGCCAACCUGCGUCUGGACCCUCGACGCCAUUCCGCCGCGGAAAAGCGCAGCAGGGUCACGACUAUCAUCGAGGACCUGGGACUGGCUGACUGCGCAGACAGCAAGAUAGGGACGGAGUUUCUACGCGGGGUGUCAGGCGGCGAGAGGAAGCGCUGCAGCAUCGGGAUGGAGCUCAUCACCUCUCCUUCUCUGCUCUUCCUGGAUGAACCCACCACCGGGCUGGACUCCAACACGGCCAACUGCAUCAUCGGCCUGCUGCACAAACUCUCCAGGCGAGGCAAGACCGUCAUCUUCUCCAUCCACCAGCCGCGCUUCUCCAUCUUCAGGCGCUUCGACCACCUGACGCUCAUGCACAAAGGGGAGGUGGUGUACGCGGGGGCGGCCCACCGGGCGCUGGAGUACUUCACCAACCUCGGCUUCCAGAUCGAGUCCUUGGACAACCCCGCCGAUUUCUUCAUGGACGUCACAAACGGAGAAGCUCAAUCUUCUCUGGAAGAACUCAACUCGGCUGGCUGCAAGAACGCCUUGGCAGUCAAGUACUACCAGUCCCAGCUGUGCCAGGACAUGCUGGGCCAGCUGGACCUUGUGGACCGCAACGUCGCUGAUGGCAUCAUAGGUCACCAAAAGACUGCUCGUUAUGCUACUUCUUUCCUUUACCAGUUGCGCGUGGUGUGUGGCAGGACGGUCGUGAACACGCUGAGGAAUCCGCAGACGUCUUACGCCCAGUUGGCUCUCAACGUCUUCUUUGCCAUCCUGGUGGGCCUUAUUUAUUACCAAAUGCCCUUAACCCUGCCUGAAGCUUUACAGAACAGGAGCGGAGCUUUCUUCUUCCUCAUCAUCAACAUGGUGUUUGGCAACCUCUCAGCCGUCGAGCUCUUUAUCAACGAGAGAGCCAUCUUCAUCCAUGAGAACUCCGGCGGCUACUACCGCACGUCCGUCUACUUCCUGUCCAAGGUUUUUGCUGACCUCAUCCCCAACCGCAUCAUUCCCAUCUUUUUGUUUUCGGCCAUCGCCUACUACAUGAUGGGCCUGAAGCCGGCCUUGACUGCCUUCCUGUGCUUCGCUCUGACCAUGUCCCUGGUCAGCCUGGCGGGGGUCGGCCUGGCCUUCCUGGUGUCCGCCAGCGUGUCGUCCUUCGCCAUGGCCAACAUCCUCAUAGCGCUGCCCUUCGUCUUCAUGAUGGUGUUCGGCGGCUACCUGGUCAACCUCAACGCCAUGCUCAGCUGGCUGUCCUGGCUCAAGUGGGUCAGCAUCUUCCGAUACGGACUGAACGCCGCGUUCAUCAACGAGAUGGCGGGACAGCUGUUCUACUUCAACGCCACCGUGAUCCCGGGCGAGCUGUUCCUCCGGAGCCAAGACAUGGACUACUCGACGUGGGGGUUCUGGCAGAACCACGUGGCCUUGCUGGGGAUCGUCCUGGUCUGCAUGCUCCUGGCCUACGUCCAGCUGCUCAGGAUCAACCGGUGGAAGUGACUUUUGUCCCGUUUCAUGUGUCAGGUAAACGGCGAAGAAUGUGGCCAUUUGAAUUCCCUUCCUACUGUAAAUGGGGGAAAAAUAAUUGACGGUAAAACCAUUUUAUUACAGUAAAAUCUAAGGCUUUAGUUAUUUUUUUUACUGUAAAAAGAAAAACUGCUGUUUGUUUGUUUUUACGGUAAAAUUCGGAUGAUUAACAGAUGUUUUUACCGUGAAAUCUAGAGAUGCUCUUGCAGUGAAAUGCUGGAAUUGUAAAAACUGUAUUUGGUCACGUUUCAUGUGUCAGGUAAACCGCGACGAAUCCCCUUCCUACUGUAAAUGGAGAAAAGCAAUUACUUUACAGUAAAACUGAGUAUUACCGUAAACUUGACGGCUGUAGUUUUUUACUGUAAAAAAAAACAAAAAAAACGGUGCUGCUGGUUUUUUCCGGUACAAUCGUGAUGUUGAGCAGCUGUUUUUUUUAAUUUACCGUAAAAUCUACAGACGUUCUUACAGUGAAAUACUGGAAUUGGAAAAAGGCUUUUUUUGGUCACGUUUCAUGUGUCAGGUAAACCGCGACGAAUCUUGUUCCUACUGUAAAUGGAGAAAAAAAAUGUUUACAGUAAAAACGGUAUUUGGUGACAUUUCAUGUGUCAGGUAAACUGCGACGAAUCCCCUUCCUACUGUAAAUGGAGAAAAAAAAAGUUUACAGUAAAACUGAGGUGUCAAUUUUAUUACCGUAAAUUCGACAGCUGUAGUUUUUUACUGUAAAAAAACCAAAACGUUGCCGCUGUUUUUUUUAUGGUAAAAUUCUGAUGUUGAGCAGCUGUUUUUUUUAAUUUACCGUAAAAUCUACAGACGUUCUUACAGUGAAAUACUGGAAUUGGAAAAAGGCUUUUUUUGGUCACGUUUCAUGUGUCAGGUAAACCGCGACGAAUCUUGUUCCUACUGUAAAUGGAGAAAAAAAAAUUUUACAGUAAAACUGAGGUGUCAACUUUAUUACUGUAAACUCGACGGCUGUAGUUUUUUACUGUAAAAAGAAAAACGGUACCGCUGUUUUUUUACGGUAAAAUUCUGAUGAUGAACUGCUGUUUUUUUUAAUUUACCGUAAAAUCUUUGGAUGUUGCUUUUUACAGUAAAAUACUGGAAUUGGAAAAACUUUUUUUUGGUGACGUUUCAUGUGUCAGGUAAACGGCGAAGAAUGUGGCCAUUUGAAUUCCCUUCCUACUGUAAAUGGGGAAAAAAUAAUUUACGGUAAAACCAUUUUAUUACAGUAAAAUCUAAGGCUUUAGUUAUUUUUUUACUGUAAAAAGAAAAACUGCUGUUUGUUUGUUUGUUUUUACGGUAAAAUUCGGAUGAUUAACAGAUGUUUUUACCGUGAAAUCUAGAGAUGCUCUUGCAGUGAAAUGCUGGAAUUGUAAAAACUGUAUUUGGUCACGUUUCAUGUGUCAGGUAAACCGCGACGAAUCCCCUUCCUACUGUAAAUGGAGAAAAGCAAUUACUUUACAGUAAAACUGAGUAUUACCGUAAACUUGACGGCUGUAGUUUUUUACUGUAAAAAAACAACAACAAAAACGGUGCUGCUGUUUUUUUCCGGUACAAUCCUGAUGUUGAGCAGCUGUUUUUUUUUAAUUUACCGUAAAAUCUACAGACGUUCUUACAGUGAAAUACUGGAAUUGGAAAAAGGCUUUUUUUGGUCACGUUUCAUGUGUCAGGUAAACCGCGACGAAUCUUGUUCCUACUGUAAAUGGAGAAAAAAAAAUGUUUACAGUAAAACUGAGGUGUCAACUUUAUUACUGUAAACUCGACGGCUGUAGUUUUUUACUGUAAAAAGAAAAACGGUACCGCUGUUUUUUUACGGUAAAAUUCUGAUGAUAACUGCUGUUUUUUUUUUAUUUACCGUAAAAUCUUUGGAUGUUGCUUUUUACAGUAAAAUACUGGAAUUGGAAAAACGUUUUUUUGGUGACGUUUCAUGUGUCAGGUAAACGGCGAAGAAUGUGGCCAUUUGAAUUCCCUUCCUACUGUAAAUGGGGAAAAAAUAAUUUACGGUAAAACCAUUUUAUUACAGUAAAAUCUAAGGCUUUAGUUAUUUUUUUUACUGUAAAAAGAAAAACUGCUGUUUGUUUGUUUUUACGGUAAAAUUCGGAUGAUUAACAGAUGUUUUUACCGUGAAAUCUAGAGAUGCUCUUGCAGUGAAAUGCUGGAAUUGUAAAAACUGUAUUUGGUCAUGUUUCAUGUGUCAGGUAAACCGCGACGAAUCCCCUUCCUACUGUAAAUGGAGAAAAGCAAUUACUUUACAGUAAAACUGAGUAUUACCGUAAACUUGACGGCUGUAGUUUUUUACUGUAAAAAAAAAACAAAAAAAACGGUGCUGCUGUUUUUUUCCGGUACAAUCCUGAUGUUGAGCAGCUGUUUUUUUUAAUUUACCGUAAAAUCUACAGACGUUCUUACAGUGAAAUACUGGAAUUGGAAAAAAAAAAGUUUUUGGUCACGUUUCAUGUGUCAGGUAAAC
Messenger RNA from Entelurus aequoreus (snake pipefish), 4546 nucleotides. Its product is annotated as broad substrate specificity ATP-binding cassette transporter ABCG2-like. Gene Ontology annotation, molecular function: ATP hydrolysis activity; ATP binding; ABC-type transporter activity. Gene Ontology annotation, cellular component: plasma membrane. The record is from RefSeq and is a predicted model, not a curated record. Lineage: Eukaryota; Metazoa; Chordata; Actinopteri; Syngnathiformes; Syngnathidae. The transcript has 16 exons. Bases 361 to 2055 code for a protein of 564 amino acids.